Molecule: messenger RNA, 971 nt
Organism: Alosa sapidissima (American shad)
Lineage: Eukaryota; Metazoa; Chordata; Actinopteri; Clupeiformes; Clupeidae
Exons: 2
Coding region: 205-834 (209 amino acids)
Source: RefSeq, a predicted model, not a curated record
ACAUUUAACUGGUAACAAUAGUCUUGUAUCAUACCAUUCCGUUUAGGAUCACAAAGGUGGCUAGGCAACAUCAGAAUGUCACACAUAACACAGGGUAAAUUGGAAUUUUUGUUCAUUCUUUCUUGAGUUUGUGUAGAAGUUGGCUGGUUUCAGAUUUGUUGAUAAAUUCAUUUUCGGACUUUGAUUUCUGGUUAUCUGAUUUUAAUGUGGUUCUGCUGGUUCUUAGCCUGCUGCCUAGCAGCACGGCAGGAUGAGCACAGUUCAGGUAGAGCCAUUAAGAAGCGCGUGAAAAAAUACAGACUGGAGGAACUAAAUAGAGAGCUGGAGGCUUUGGGGGUUAACGUUGAUGGACAUGGACAAGACAUGGAUGAAAAUAAAAAUAAAAACAAAAAGACCAAAAAGGAACUCCAAAAGCUCCUAAUAAAUGAGCUGAAACGGAUCGAGGAUGGCAGAACUGGCCUGGACAAGAGGGCUAGGGAGAGGGCAGAAGGACUAACUCUGCCCAUGGAGAUCCCAGAAGACGUCCUAAAUGUUCUUAAUGAUCUUGAUGCAUUCUUGGACAAAGAGUUGGAAGACUAUGAGAGAAAUGAACAGAGGGAUGACAAUGUGAAAGCUGUGCUCGACAGUCUCCUACAUAAAGUGGACUCGACUCUGGCGUCAGAAGGACUGAAAGACAAAGGAGAAAAGGAGAGUGUCUUGAGGCCAGAGGUUGGAGACAGUAAGGAGGCCGAGCGAGAAGCCAAUUUCUGGAGUGCCAGAGAGAACCACAAAGGCUCUGUCCCCAGGAGGAGGUUUCGGGGGGCCAGACACAGCAGCAGACGGCUGACUGUGUGAACGAUUGACAAGGACCAUCAAACACCAUCAAUAAAGCCAAUACAAUUUGUAGUGAUCUUAAUGUUUCUCCACGAUUCAUUUCUCAAAUAUAAUUCUGCAACCUAAUGGCUCAUACCAAGAUGUUCCAGUGAGGUCAA